This is a messenger RNA of Nylanderia fulva, 1260 nucleotides long. It is a transcript of the gene Archease, whose product is annotated as protein archease. Gene Ontology annotation, biological process: tRNA splicing, via endonucleolytic cleavage and ligation. Lineage: Eukaryota; Metazoa; Arthropoda; Insecta; Hymenoptera; Formicidae. Gene Ontology annotation, cellular component: tRNA-splicing ligase complex. The record is from RefSeq and is a predicted model, not a curated record.
GUUGAUUGAACCCGUCAGUGGAUCAGCUGAUCGCUUGACUCACGUGGAGAAUCAGCUGUGCGCGACAAUGGAGGAACUAGCGGAGAAGAAUCUUGAGAUACCACCCAUCAAAUACGAAUAUCUCGAUCACACCGCGGAUGUACAAUUGCACGCAUGGGGCGAUACGAUGAAGGAAGCCUUCGAACAGUGCGCGAUGGCUAUGUUCGGUUACAUGACAGACCUGCAGCGCGUGCAGAUCACACAGGUGCACCACGUGGAGGCCGAGGGUCACGAUCUCGAAAGUCUGCUUUUCCAUUUUCUCGACGAGCUGCUUUUUAUGUUCAGCGCUGAGCCGUACAUCGUCGCUAAGAAAGUGGAGAUUACCGAAUUCAACGAGCACGAUUUAAAAAUCAAGGCAACCGCGUACGGCGAGGAGUUCACGAUCGGCAAACACACGCAAGGCGCCGAGGUAAAAGCCAUUACAUAUUCCGCGAUGCAAAUUUACGAUCGUCCGCAGGUGGAUCGACCCGAGGUCUUUGUCAUUGUCGAUAUAUGAUUUAUAAUAAUUAUUGUGAUCGGGUGUCGAUCGUCUUAUCGUACGUUUCUCGGCGUCCUCGUAACGCAGCGCCGGACAACGCUCUGAAAACAAGAAGUUGGAAUGACUGACCUGAACGGAGGGUUGGAGGGAAAAUAGAGGGAGGUUACCGAAGGGCGAGAAGGGAAACCAUACGCCUCCCCUAUGUAGGAUACGAUCCUUUUGUAUCUGCUUCGUAGAGUUCAAAUAAAUACGUUACGAAGAAAGCACCGGGUCCCCUUCUUCUUGGCUUUACUUGAUUCAGGUCUGUACCAAUGUUGCGUAGAUACCCGAGAAAAUGCGAUUUUUUACUGUUAUAUCUUACCUAAAAAAUUACCUUUUUAAAAAAAGGUAAAAAAAAGGUGCCAAGUCCGCGUAAUGUAAAAACCUAUCCUAUACAAAAAUUAAUAAUAUGAAAAAUUAAGCUAAGUAAAAAUAAGAACUCUGUUAUCUUUAGCUUCUCUAUUCUGAAAUAGCUGUAAACUGAAAUCCUCGCGUUGUCCUUUCAUUAAUUAUUUAUCACUACACAAUUAUAAGCUAAAAAAGUGCGAAUAAAAAAAGGCGAACAUUACAAAUUGAUUAUGCACGUAUUUUUCAUCGUUUAUACUCGAAUAAAAGCCAUAUUAAUAUGUUAGACAUGCCAUGUUACAAUAAAAGAAUAGGAAACGAUUCCACAGAAUAAAGAGAUAGUUUGUCGUUUCGAUAAU